This is a messenger RNA of Hansenula anomala, 2184 nucleotides long. It is a transcript of the gene MPH1, whose product is annotated as 3'-5' DNA helicase. The annotation marks the transcript as partial. Gene Ontology annotation, molecular function: four-way junction helicase activity; 3'-5' DNA helicase activity; four-way junction DNA binding. Gene Ontology annotation, biological process: interstrand cross-link repair; replication fork reversal; double-strand break repair via synthesis-dependent strand annealing. The record is from RefSeq and is a predicted model, not a curated record. Lineage: Eukaryota; Fungi; Ascomycota; Saccharomycetes; Phaffomycetales; Wickerhamomycetaceae. The transcript has 2 exons.
GAUUUUGAUGAUGAAUUGGAACAAGCUCUGAACAAACCAGCAGUCAACAGGCAAGUUCAAGAAACAGUGAUACGGCGUAAUGAGCCUGCUCAAAGAACACUGAUGGGCGCUAGAGUUGAAAAUGAACCAGCACAAUAUGAAGAGAUACGAAGAGAAAUCACAUAUGGCCCUACACACCACAAGACAAACGCUUUGGAUAUGAAUACUUUCAUAUAUCCUUCCAAUCUGGAUAUGAGAGAUUAUCAAUAUGACAUUAUUGUGAAAUCAUUCUACAAAAAUCUAUUAUGUGCUAUUCCUACAGGUAUGGGUAAAACUUUCAUUGCAAGUACAGUCAUGCUUAAUUAUUACAGAUGGUUUAAAGAAGGAAAAAUCAUAUUUAUGGCACCAACAAGACCAUUGGUUGCACAACAAAUCCAAGCAUGUUUGGGAGUUACAGAUAUACCGAGUAGUGAUACAGCUAUUUUGUUGGAUAAAACUAGAAAAAAUAGACAAGUGAUUUGGAAUGACAAAAGAGUUUUCUUCACAACACCUCAAGUGGUUGAAAAUGAUUUGAAAGCUGGUACAUUGAAUCCGAAGGAAAUUGUUUGUCUUGUUAUUGAUGAAGCACAUAGAGCUAGAGGUAAUUAUGCAUACACCAAUGUCGUCAAAUUUAUAGAUAGAUUCAACACAUCAUACAGAGUACUAGCUCUUACUGCUACGCCAGCUGCUGAUAUAGAAGGUGUUCAAGAAGUUGUUGAUAAUCUACACAUUUCUCAAAUUGAAAUAAGGACGGAAGAAAGUAUUGAUAUUGUUAAAUAUAUGAAGAGGAAAGAAACUGUUAGAAUAAAGGUUGGUCUCAAUAGUGAAAUGGAGGAUAUCAUUGAACUUUUGAGUGAUGCUAUCAAUCCUGUACUGAAACAAGCAAAUGAAGCCAAUAUCUAUGAUGUUACCGAUCCUAGUAAGAUCAAUGCUUUCCUGGUGAUGCAAAAAUCACAAGCAGUCAUCAAGAACCCUACCUUACACGAAGGUAUCAAAUGGAAAUACUACUUUAUCCUACAAGUUAUCGGCUAUGUUGGACAAAUGUUGAGAAGGCUAAAAAUUUAUGGUGUUAGAACUUUUUACUCUUAUUAUCAAAAUAAGUGCAAAGAGUUUAGAACCAAGUAUUCAAUGGGCAAAUCAACAAACAAAACUUCUGCUGGAUUUUUCUAUCAUGAUGCUCUGAAAAAGAUAGAAGUCAUUUGUGAUAAGGUGUUGGCUGACCCAAGUUAUGUUAGUCAUCCAAAGCUUGAACAUAUGAUUGAUGAAUUGAUGACAUUUUUUCAACACAAAAAAAAUUCAAGAGUUAUUAUUUUUACAGAAUUGAGAGAAUCAGCCUUAGAAAUAGUCAAGUGUAUUGAUUCAGUUGCUGGUGAGGAAUGCAAAGCUCAUAUUUUCAUCGGUCAGGCAAAGGGUAAAGAAGGUUUUGAUGAAGAAGAGUUUACACGAAAGCAUGCUCCUAAAGGAAGGGGAAAACAAAAGAAACUCGAAAGAAAAGAAAGGGAAAGAGAGGCAUUGGAGAAGAAAGAACAAAAGAAGCAACUUGAAGCCCAACAAAGGGCAGCUAGUAGAACCGGAACCUCUGAAGAAGCUCAGUUACAAGGUAUGAACCAAAAGACACAAAAGGAUCUUAUCAAAAAAUUCAAGAAAGGUGAGUUCAACAUUUUAGUUGCUACGUCUAUUGGUGAAGAAGGUUUGGAUAUUGGUGAGGUUGAUCUUAUAAUUUGUUAUGAUUCAACCAGUAGUCCAAUUAAAAAUAUUCAAAGAAUGGGUAGAACAGGUAGAAAGAAUGAUGGUAAAGUUAUUUUGUUACUUGCUUCUAACGAAGAAACUAAAUUUGACCAAGCUAUGGAGGGUUAUGCUUUUGUUCAAAAGCAAAUUGCUCAAGAUUAUUUAGAUAUGCAUAAAUCUGAUAGAAUAGUACCAAAAGAGAUUCAACCCAAGUGUGUUAAACAAUUCAUUGACAUCCCGGAGGAAAAUUUAGCUAUUGCAAAAGGUGAAGAUGAAGAACAAGUUAUCAAAUAUGCUACACAAGCAAUGCUUGGUAAGACACCUAAGUCUAAAAAGACAGCUACAAAGAAGACAACGAAACAAGGUAAAAUUCUUGGUUUUUUUAUGCCUGAUAAUGUUGAGGUCGGGUUUGUAAAGUCAUCCAAACUAGUUAAAAAA